AUGACGCACAAAGUACGGGACAGGGCAAGCGCCAGUGGAAAUUGGAAAAAAGAAACAAGAUGGCAACUGUUUCAGAGCACGGGCUAAAAAGAGUAGUUUGGCAAAGAAUAAAGGAAACGAUCAUCGAGGAUUGCAAGAAGUCUGAAAUAUGGAAGAUAUUGAUAUUGGACCACUUCACCACCAAYCUUCUGUCUUCAUGCUGCAAAAUGUCCGACUUGAUGCAGGAGGGAAUUACCAUUGUGGAGGACCUCUACAAAAGCAGAGAGCCUGUACUAGAAAUGAAGGCUAUCUACUUCAUGACCCCGACAGCAAAGUGUGUGGAUGCCUUCAUUGGUGACUUCAAGUUGAAACCCAAGUACAAAGCAGCAUACGUUUAUUUCACUGACUAUUGUUCGGAUGAGUUGUUCAACAAAAUGAAACUGUACUGUGGAAAGUAUAUACGUGUCUGUAAGGAAUUAAACAUUUCCUUCUUGCCCCAGGAGUCACAGGUGUUCACUUGUGAUAACCCUGGGGCCUUCCGCAGUAUCUACAGCCCUCACUGUAGUCAGGACAAAGAGGAGACAUUGGAGACUCUGGCAGCCCAGAUCGUCACUCUCUGUGCCACGCUGGACGAGAACCCAGGGGUCAGAUACAAGAAGGAGACCGUGUUGGAGAACACCAUUCUGGAUAACGCCAAACYGCUAGCAGCACUGGUGGAUUACAAACUGACUAAGCACUACGAUAUGGAUGACAAUGGCAAGAAAAAGGGAAAGACCCAGGCCCAGCUGUUAAUCGUAGAGAGGGGCUUUGACCCUGUGACCCCCAUCCUACAUGAGCUGACCUAUCAGGCCAUGGCCUACGACCUUGUCCCAAUCAAGAACGACACCUACAAAUACAAGUCUAAAGAUGGUUCUGAGAAGGAGGCCCUGCUGAAUGAGGAUGACCAGCUGUGGGCCAGACUCAGACACAUGCACAUUGCUGAGGUGUCAGAACAAAUACCUAAACUGGUGAAAGAAAUUUCUGCCAACAAAAAACAGCCAGAUGGAAAGAUCACAAUAAGCGGUUUAUCCCAGCUUAUGAAGAAGAUGCCCCACUUCCGCAAGCAGGUUGCUCAGAAAACGGUCCAUCUGAAUUUGACUGAAGACUGUAUGAACCACUUCCAGAAGAACGUGGAGAAACUCUGCAAAGCUGAGCAGGACCUGGCAGUAGGGUCUGAUGUGGAGGGUGUGAAGGUGAAGGACCCCAUGAGGACACUGCUUCCUGUCCUGCUGCACCCCCAUGGUACCUACGACAAGAUCAGAGCUGUUCUCCUCUACAUCUUCAGCCUCAACGGAACAACAGAGGAGAACCUGAACAAACUCAUCCAGCACGUUAAGAUCGAGGAGGAUCCAGAGUUCAUUCUCAACUGGAGAGAACUGGGAGUCCCAAUCAUAUCAUCGCCGGGCUUCUUCCCAAUGCGRAGGUCUUCUCGAAGGGACCGCACUCAGGAAGAGACAUACAGCCUGUCCCGAUGGACACCUCUCAUCAAAGACGUGAUGGAGGAUGCUGUGGAGAACAAGCUGGAGACCAAGGAAUGGCCACACCAGUCAGAGUGCCCAGCAGCCUGGAAUGGCUCUGGGGCUGUCAGUGCCCGUCAGAAACACAAGGCCAGUUCUCAGGACGAGCGGAGGAGUGGCUCCAGGCUCAUCAUCUUCGUCAUCGGAGGGAUUAGCUACUCAGAGAUGCGCAGUGCCUACCAGGUCACACAGUCCGUCAAGUCCUGUGAGGUCAUCAUAGGAUCGUCCCACAUUGUGACCCCCAUGGAGCUCCUAGACGAUAUUCAGGCCCUGAGUAAACCAACCACCACCAAGGAGACCUUUACAAUAGUGAAGGAGUGACCAACCCCGUACCCCUUCCCCAAACAUAACACCCUCCCCCAAACCUGAGCA
Salvelinus sp. IW2-2015 is the source of this 1907-nucleotide messenger RNA. RefSeq names its product syntaxin-binding protein 3. The record is from RefSeq and is a predicted model, not a curated record. Gene Ontology annotation, molecular function: syntaxin-1 binding. Gene Ontology annotation, biological process: vesicle-mediated transport; intracellular protein transport; neurotransmitter secretion. Gene Ontology annotation, cellular component: plasma membrane; secretory granule. Lineage: Eukaryota; Metazoa; Chordata; Actinopteri; Salmoniformes; Salmonidae.